UCCCUAGGGGUAUGCGAUGUGUGGAGCUACUUCAAAGUCUACUCUUCUAAUUUCUAAUCAUACAAAGAAAAGUCCCAGUCUUAUACAAAAAAAAACGUCCUCUAUAUCUAACCUAUUAACACAUAUAAUUAUGCUCUAACCGUUCCCGUAGGCUCAUCCAAAUGAACUCGUGUUCGGCGUACAAAACAAUUCGGGGGUGCCCUACAGGCUAUGAGGUCACCGUUUUCUUCGGUUCUACGGCGUCCGGAGUCGGUCCGCCUGGGUCUGAAGCAUGUGAGCCCUGGAGCGGCGUAAACUCAGGGUAGUAUAACCUGAUUGCAUCCAAUGCAUUAAUAAUUGGCCUUUAUCCACGGUUCGCUAAGGGCCUAGCCUUCGCUCUAAAUUCAUAGUUACGUAUACGAGGUACUUAAUGAGGUAGCUUUCCGAGGUUUCUUAAAUAAAUGCUUGACGUCGAGCUCCAAUACGAAGAAAACCAAUUCAUCUUCACCUAAAACAAAACAUCUCAGAACUUACCUACACAUCAACGCACGAAAUUCGAAACAGCAUGUCCGGCAUCACCGCCAUGAAAGCCUGGGUCUACACCUCAGGUGCCGGCGGCCUCGAGAAAAACCUCAAGCUCGUCUCCGACGCCUCGCCCCCGUUCCUCGCCGCGCCGCCAAAUGACGUCGUCCUCGUGAAGGUGCACGCCAGCUCCCUCAACCCCGCCGACUACAAGAUCGCCGAGAUGGGCCCCGUCUCGCGCCUCGCCAUCGCCCCGCCCGCCACGCCCGGCCUCGAUUUCGCCGGCGUCGUCGCGGCCGUGGGCUCCGCCGUCGCCGCCGCCGGCUACCGCGUCGGCGACAAGGUGUUCGGGCGCAUCGGCCCGAACAAGUACGGCACCCUGGGCGAGUACGUGGCCGCGAAAGCGGACGGGCUGGCGCUCCUGCCGGAAGGCGUGUCUCUCGAGGACGCCAGCACCGCAGGGACGGCGGGGCUGACGGCGUUCCAGUGCGUCGUGCCGAACGUCGAGGCCGGGGCCGGCGACGAGGUGUUCAUCAACGGCGGCAGCGGCGGGACCGGGUCGUACGGGAUCCAGUUCGCGAAGGCGCUCGGGUGCCGCGUGACGACGACCUGCUCGGCGAAGAACGAGGCGCUGGUUCGCGCGCUCGGCGCGGACGACGUCAUCGACUACACGAAGGAGAACGUGAGCGAAGCCUUGAAAGCGAAAGGGCAGAUUUUCAAGCUGGCGGUCGACAACAUCGGCAGCGCACCCCCGGACCUGUACAAGGCGGCCGACCACUACAUGCUCCCCGAGGGCAAGUUCGUCCAGAUCGGCGUCCACAUGUCGACGGGCGGCGUGGCGAACAUGAUGUCGAGACAGUUGUUGCCUUCUUUCCUGGGAGGAGGCAAGAGGAAGUUCGAAUUUCUCGUCACGAAGAAUAGUCACGAAGACCUCGAGCAGAUCGGGAAAUGGUUCGAGGAAGGCAAGGUCAAGGCCGUGAUUGACGAAUCGUUCCAGUACGAGGAUGCGCCGAAGGCGUUCGAGAAGUUGAAGACAGGUCGCGUAAAGGGCAAGCUUGUAGUCCGCGGUCCUGCUUGACCGGAUACGAGCGACGGCGCUGUUAAAUUAGGGAAUAUUUACUUAUCAUAAACUCCUAGCACACAAGCUACGUAAUUGAAAGUUGAUUGAAGAACAUGAACGGGUUGGAUAUCGUGACUUUAUUAUGUAUACUGCUAGCGCACAAUUAGCCUAAGGAUAUUCUACCAAUACUCCUACCUCGGCGAGAACCCGCAAGGGCCAAAUGUCGCCUGUAGGAUUAUACGAAUACCGUAUUUUUCGGGAAUCUAAUAUGAAGAAGCACCCCUUUGCUUUAUCGCGAA
Annulohypoxylon truncatum is the source of this 1860-nucleotide messenger RNA. Its product is annotated as NAD(P)-binding protein. Lineage: Eukaryota; Fungi; Ascomycota; Sordariomycetes; Xylariales; Hypoxylaceae. The record is from RefSeq and is a predicted model, not a curated record. Bases 545 to 1579 code for a protein of 344 amino acids. Gene Ontology annotation, cellular component: mitochondrion. Gene Ontology annotation, molecular function: oxidoreductase activity. The transcript has a single exon.